Mya arenaria is the source of this 1593-nucleotide messenger RNA. Its product is annotated as methionine aminopeptidase 1-like. The transcript is spliced from 13 exons. The record is from RefSeq and is a predicted model, not a curated record. Gene Ontology annotation, biological process: proteolysis. The coding region runs from base 8 to 1174 and encodes 388 amino acids. Lineage: Eukaryota; Metazoa; Mollusca; Bivalvia; Myida; Myidae. Gene Ontology annotation, molecular function: metalloaminopeptidase activity.
UAAGAAAAUGGCUGCCUCCAUGGAGCAGUCUGUGGCAACAAGGGUUUGUGAAACAACGAGUUGUGACAAAGAAGCUAAAUUACAGUGUCCAACUUGUAUAAAGCUUGGCAUUUCUGGCUCAUUUUUCUGUAAUCAGGAAUGUUUCAAAGGCUUCUGGGGAGAGCACAAAAAGGUUCAUAAGAAAGCUAAAGGGGAAGACAACCAAGAUAUAACUGAGGACCAAAAGUCAGAAUGGGCGGGCUUCAAGUUUACUGGAGCUCUCAGACCAGGGAAAGUGAUGAAAAAGCGAACUGCUCCAGACCACAUACCUCGACCCGACUAUGCCGAACAUCCUACAGGUGAACCCACGUCGGAACGCCAGAUGAGAGGGAACCACAAUAUUAGGAUCUUGACUGCAGAAGAACAAGAGGGGGUCAGGCAGGCUUGUAAGCUUGGUCGUGAGGUGUUGGAUAUAGCAGCCAAGGCAAUAGGGGUGGGAGUGACCACAGCUGAGAUAGAUAGACUGGUUUAUGAGGCUUGUAUAGACAGACAGUGUUACCCGUCACCUCUCAACUAUUACUGCUUCCCUGCCUCCUGUUGCACGUCAGUUAAUGAGGUGAUAUGCCAUGGAAUUCCUGAUACACGGAAGUUGGAAGACGGAGAUAUUGUAAAUGUGGAUAUAACUGUUUACUACAAGGGCUAUCAUGGUGAUCUGAAUGAGACGUUUUACGUGGGAAAAGUGGAUGAACGAUAUAAGAAAUUGGUCCGAGUGGCCUGGGAGUGUCUCGACCUUGCAAUUAAAGAAGUCAAACCUGGGGUUCGCUACCGAGACAUCGGAUCCUUUAUACAGAAACACGCCCAGGCUAAUGGGUUCUCUGUUGUAAGAAGUUACUGCGGACAUGGAAUACACUCGUUGUUCCAUACAGCACCCAAUGUUCCUCAUUAUGCCAAAAAUAAAGCCAUCGGAAUUAUGAAACCCGGCCAUAGCUUCACCAUCGAACCCAUGAUAAAUGAAGGAGUUUGGCGUGAUGAAAUGUGGCCAGACAAGUGGACGGCGGUCACUGAAGACGGCAAGCGGUCAGCGCAGUUUGAACACACACUUCUCGUAACUGAGACUGGGUGUGAGAUCCUUACACGUAGGAGGGAGAAAAACGCGCAGCCUCAUUUUAUGGACUCCGAAAACAAUGCCGAAUGAUGGCUUUCCAAUUUUAGGGGUCAAAUUUAAAUUUUAAUACCUCUGGUUUCUUGCCUGGAAUAUGCUUCAAUUACUUAUUUCUGAAGAAAAAAAUGGCACUGAUUAAUCUAAGAGAGCUUUAGAUUUGUUUAUAAACAAAAACUUCUUAUUUGAUAGGUUGUUAGCAUUUUAUUGGAAAAAAAAACACUUAUAAACACUCAUAAUAAGAUCCCCAUAAAUUGUUUAGAAUACUUGAAAUUCUUGUACAUUUUGAUCAAGAACAAUGUGUUAAAGGCACAUUGUUAUUGAUAAAAUAUUUUAGCUCAUAUUGUGGCAUUUUUGGUCACGGUGUCCUUGUUAUUAUCAGAGACAUUCAAAAAGCUGUUGCAAGUUUAUUUGCAAUUUUGUUAAUGGGUUUAAUAAAUUUCUUACUGAAUGAC